AUGGCUAUUUUGAAGCCGGACAAAGAUGAGAUUAAAAAUAUCUGCACUAAGAUGGGUGUGGGUGAGCUCUUUGGGUUGUUUGCUUGUAUUGUAACUGCUCGGUCUUGGGAGUCAGUAACCAAAGGCAUCACCAAAGUUAAAACAACAGCUUCUGAAGUGAGUUUACUUAUUAAAAGAUUAGUCAUUUAGACUUCACAUAUCAGAGAAUUUGCGUCUUCAUUGAUACCACAGAUCAGCCAAGUUUUGGACCGAAUGCCUCGAGCAAUGUUGUUGAUUUUGAAGACCAAUGAUCUCCUGAGAGCAAUUGAACAUAGAUUAGGAGCUCAGAACAGAUCAGAUGCUUUCCUUGAGGUGAUUUGUAGACCUAUUUGCGUAAAUUGUUCAAUUUAAGAUGAGUAGGCAAUGCAGCAGGACGGUGUUUGAUUACCGAAGGGCGAAGACGAAGUCUGUGGUGGCAAAGUUUGUGUUGACGGUAAAGCUUUACACAAUCCUCUUCAAGAUCUACCUUUACGAAGUUUACCUCCGGUUCCGGGAAAUGUUUUACGGUGCUGAGAGUCUGAGAGCCCAGUCGACAUCUCGUCCGCUUUCAAUUGUUUAUUAG
Messenger RNA from Bursaphelenchus xylophilus (pine wood nematode), 601 nucleotides. The record is from the annotation of a GenBank genome assembly. Lineage: Eukaryota; Metazoa; Nematoda; Chromadorea; Rhabditida; Aphelenchoididae.